AUGAUGUGUAUUCAUAAUGUGAUACAAAAUUCUCCGAUUUGUGUUGAUUUACCCUACUAUAAAAAGGUUGAUUACAAAUUAGACAUGAUGUCUAUACAGUUAAGGUUAUUCUGUGGAAAAUAUAAAGAAUCUUCUUCAUGUGAUGCCAUGGAUCAAUGCAUGAAUAAGAUAAAUUAUCCACAGUUGUCAACAUUACUUGCUGAACCACAAUUUUGGUGUGCAACAUUAAAGUAUAGUCUGAUGUGUAUUGAUACAUACAAAAGUACGUGUAGUGUUGAAGAUGCCUUGUUCAGAACCAUAAAGAUAACAAUAGAGAAACUUUGCCCUACAGCUGUAGAUGUAUCAGUGGUUGUGUAUGAAGGUAGUUCUGCAGCAACAAUAUACAUAUCUCAUCAACUUAUAUUUAUGACCAUUGCAGUCUUUCUUACUUCAAAAUGCUUUUAA
Lottia gigantea (owl limpet) is the source of this 444-nucleotide messenger RNA. RefSeq lists its product as hypothetical. The transcript has 4 exons. Lineage: Eukaryota; Metazoa; Mollusca; Gastropoda; Lottiidae. Bases 1 to 444 code for a protein of 147 amino acids. The record is from RefSeq and is a predicted model, not a curated record.